GCAGCGGUGGCUGGCUGUUACUAAUGUGGUAGUAACAACUCUGGUAGUAGUGAUACGCGUAGCAACAGUAGAAGAUAGUAGUAGUAGUAGUAUUAGUAGUAGUAACUGCGGUAGGUAACAAGCAGGCAGGCAGACAGACAGACGGGCUAGCAAGCAGGAAGGUGGUUAGCCCGAACUGACUGGCUGGCAAGUGGAGGCAACGACGGAUGCCGUAGAAUGGAGUUUGUAGUGGUGCGCAGUGUGUUGGUUUACGCGCGUUGGAUUUUCGCCUCGAGCGAGCUGUCCAACCAACCAGCCAACCAGCCAAGUGAAGCGGAGGGAAAACGAGGAAGAGGAUUCACGCGACCGUGGGAUCAGAUGUGAUAUCUCUUUCCCCUUCUAUCUGACUCUUCUCUCUUUGACUUUCCAGCUUGAGCUUCCUUAAAGUUUUCUCUAUGUCACGUAUCCGUUAUCCACACCAUCAUAUAAAGAUUACAACUUUAAAACCGUCUUUAUUCCUCGCCUCAUUUUCUCGCAACCUGCUCGCUUUUGCUCUUUCACUUUCAUCUUUCCUCUUUAUACUGGCUAUGAUGCUCGUCCACUUAUGUCCACAUAAAUUCAACGAGUCCAUUGAGCAUAAGCAUUCUCAAACGACUGAUUUUAUUGAAGUUGUGCUUUAAUUUCUUCCAAUCUUACAAAUCAUGUUUAAAACGUAAUUAAAUAUCCAAAUCCAAACUUAUAUUCAAAAACAUAAAUAUUAGUUUAUGGCACACUGAUGAAAUAUUAAAUUAAAUGCCGUGAAUUUUUCAGAACAACUUGUAGACUACAGAAUUAAGUUCUGAUAAUAAUAGCUAUAUAGCAUUACUACUGUAAGCAUUUCUAAAAAUCUUCUAUUUAUUUGUUAUUUGUCAAUAAUUAAUAAUUUGGUUAAUAACUUGAAGAUUAUGUUACAAUAUUGUAUUACAAUAAGUGUACUCAUUAAUACAGUAAUAUAUAGAGCCUUUUCUCUUACCAGUUCAUUACUAGCGUUUAUUGUAUUCGCGUCUAAAAAACAUUUUUUGGCCGUUUGAUCAUUGUGGUUAGAAUUUUUUCAACGUCCCAUUUCUUUCUAAUCUUAAUUUUUACAAACUGGUUGCAUUUCUAAUAAUUCACAAUUAUUACAAUAAAAUGAUGUUUUAUCAUCUUUGAUAAGUUAAUCAAUAUACAUAUGACAGAGAACUCAUAAAGCACAUGAUAUGCAUAUGUUCUUAAAAACGGCAUACGUACAUUUUAGACUUCCGAGUCUCGUUGAACGCGCGCAUAUCCCGCGGGAAUCAAUAUCCGCGCGUCUCCUAGCCUCUCCCCUACACCCCUGUCUUCCCCAGUCUCUCAUCGACCAUCUCUUGCUCUCCCGUUUCCUCUUUCCUCCGCUACAUGGAUUUACCCCCUCACUCAUACUUUCUCAUGGGUGCUGCACCUUCUUCGGUACUGUGCACUGUGUACCACCCCUUACGCAGAGUAGAGUGGAGUAAAGCGGAGAGGAGCGGAAUAGAGCGGUGCGGCCAUCCGCCUCUGAUGAAUGUGAUUUUGAGAAGGGGAGAGCGGAAUACGGCCGCCUGCCUUCCCUCUUUGGUACCUCUACAUCCCUUUCUACCACCCACUCACGCUCUCCCCGCACCAGACUCGAUCCCUCUUGCUCCCUUCACCCCACUACCAUCUUCUCUCCUCUAUCAACUUCCACCACGUCAACCUACCAACCUCUCCUUCGUUUCUCUACUCCGGCAGCUACGUCUCUCCCAAGUCGACACACAACUACAAAACAUUCAAUUUGAACGUAAAGUUAAAACGAAAUGGAUUUUCCACCAUCAUCACGAGGGAUCCAGUUCGCAGCAAUCAUAGAAAUCAAGCAUCAUCCCACCGCGGUCCCUACUUGGAUGGGUAGCCUUGGGGAUUUCCGAGAGAAAAUUUCCGAGACUUUUUGUUGCAAAAAAUGUUUUUUAAAAUGUGAAUAAGCUAUAUUAGGUGACUAGGCUAUACAUGUGAAUUUAUAAAAAUAUUGUUCAUUGGAAUUAUGUGGUGUAAUAAUAUUUAUGUGAAUGUUUUGGAAAAAUUUAUAGAAUUAAAAAGUCCCAAAAAUUAUUUUAAGAGAUUCAUUGGACAUCCUCAGGAUCAAAUUUCAUUAUCCAAAAACAUCCUGAAGAUUUCUGAAUUGGACGGGAUCCGAUAGCGCACGGUGCGAUAGUCCACCAACCAAUCAUCUUAACUUAUCUAACCCAAACAACGGAAAAACUCUAGGCAUCGGCCGUUGUGAGUGGUAGUGGGCUAUCGGUCCCGUGCGCUAUCGGGAUCCGCCCAUCUGAAUUACGAUGUCUUAGGGCUCUACAUAGUGGAUAUUCAGACAUCCACAGGAUAUCCUUAGGAUCUCUUAAGUUUAUCUAAACACAUACUCAGAAUAUUAGAAAAUCUUUUGACAUAUAUCCGCAGGAUAUCCCUGGGAUCAAUUUUCGUUAUGUGGGGUACGCAAUAAUCAAAGAAAAUAAAUGCAAGACGUUUCGACUUAUAAUAAACGGUCUUCUUCAAUACAAAUAAAAACAAGCAUCUGUAACAAUAAUUAACAACAAUGUUUGGUCCUAAUCUUUUAAAUAUCAAACUAACCAAUAAUUACAAACAAUUAUUAAAUCUGUGGAAAAUCCGUGAAGUCAAAAUUAUCCAGUGAUUAUUAGUUAUAAAUUUAUAAUUUGAAAAUAUACAAAAUGAGCUAUUCAUCAUAUUGAAUAUAUUUUUUUUUCAUAUUAAUAUUAUUUUUGAAUUUAAAUAUUAGGAUCAGUCAAAUGAAAACGGAACAGACUUGUAUAACGAGCAUGGCGCGGACGUUGGGAACCCUUUUCUGUGGGUUUAUGGAUGUAAUCUCUAUUAAGAAUUAGGGGAGAACGGCGCGAAUGUUCACCACUGUGUUAUUUAUCUGUUAGAAGUACUCAAAGUGAGGUCAGCGCGUCGUGUGUGCCUCCAACAUCACUAUGGAGGCCGGGAAAGAAGAACAGCGAGGUAUAAUGCGAUUUUUGACUGCGAAAGGGGUGUCAGGUAGUAUAAUUCAUGUCCAAAUGUCUGCUGUAUAUCGCGAACACAGUAUGUCAUGUGCGCGUGUGUUUGCGUGAAAUAAACGAAUUCGAGAAAAUCGUUUAUUCUACAUGUAUUCCUCACUUCGAGUACGUCUAACAAAUAAAUGACACAGCGGUAAACAUUCACGCCGUUCUCCCCUAAUUUCCAAUAGAGUUCACGUCCAUGAACACACAAAAAAAGUUACCAACAUCCGCACCAUGCUCGUUAUACAGUCUGUUCCGUUUUUAUUUGACUGACCCUAAUAAAUUCAAAAAUUUUAAAUAGUAAAUUUAAAAUGUUGAUAUGAAUUCAUUUUUGAGUCACUUUCAACUCAUUUUUUUUUACUAACAAGGGACAUGUCACAAGGGUCCGGCGCCGAUUUGAUUCUCCUUGAAAUAUGUUGUUAAAUACGAAAGUUUAAGAGACCCGUAUUUUUUUAUAUGUGCGGAACCUCAAAUUAUGGGGGUAAAACAUCUCUUCGAAAAAAGAGAAAUUUCUCUUUUGGGGUGAAUUUCAUCGAAAGUAUAAGAGAUAAAAAAAAAUUAUUUUAACAAAUGUUAUACGGUUUAAAGAGUACUCUACAGUUGUAAAAAAAAAUUUUUGUUUAUUUGGUUUAACAAAAUACCCCCACUACCCAAAGUUUUUUAUAUUUUUAAAAUC
Solenopsis invicta (red fire ant) is the source of this 3717-nucleotide messenger RNA. RefSeq lists its product as uncharacterized. The transcript has 2 exons. The record is from RefSeq and is a predicted model, not a curated record. The coding region runs from base 1393 to 1857 and encodes 154 amino acids. Lineage: Eukaryota; Metazoa; Arthropoda; Insecta; Hymenoptera; Formicidae.